AUGCAAUCGAAUAAAAAACCAGAUAAUCAAGAGUAAUCAAGUAUUUUAUCUAGCGAGGAAUUGAAAAAUGAACAAGAAGUUUAAAAUAAACAUUAUGACAAUGAAUUUUCUUAAAAUGAUGUAGAUAGAAAUAUCAACCAAGAAUAAAGCACGGAGCUAGAAAAGAAAAACUAGCCAAAUUAAAAGUAAUUCCUUCUUAAAAAGUCAUAAAAUUAAUCUAUACUAAAAGGAUUUAUUUAAAGAAAUAACGUUAAUAAAAAGAACUAGAGUAAGUUAGAAGAGUUUACAAGUUAUUAGAUAAGCAAUUAAUACCAUAUGGAUAAAGAUCAGAAAUAAACAGUAAUAUAUCGGAAUAAUUCGCUAUCAAAUUCGGCAGCUUGUAUCUUGGUUGGGCAAAGUUCAAAAUAAUCUCUCCUAUUUAAUUAUCAAAUGAAUGAGUCAUGGACACUUGACUUACAGUCCGAAAUAAUCUCAAUAGCAGAGCGUGGAGAUAAAAUCUUUUGUGGAAUGAAUAAUUAAACUAUUACGAUCCUAAAUAAAGCUACUUAUGAGGAAAUAUUAGAACCAAUAUCAACUAUAAAAACAGUUUCAAAAUUUCUCUUCUUUGAGUAUUAUGAUUCAGAAGAUCAACUAUAGGAGAUAGUUAUAAUAUUUUAACAAGAAGGAUAUGUAUAAUUUUAUGACUUUAAGUCAAACAGGAUCGUCUGCACAAAGCAGCUACUGAAAAUGAACAUAUAAGAUGCGAUAUAGGUUCAUAACAAAAAUGAAAUUUGUCUAGCAUAUGCUGAACUAAAGGAUAAUUAGUACAAGACUGGCGGGCUAAAUUUUAUAAGGGUUGAAAUUACUCAUUAAAAGAACAAAAAUAAAAUAGAUACCUUUUAGAUAGACAUUAAGGAACUCGAAGAAGUUCUGUAUUUUAAAGAUGGGUUUUCAGAUGAAAUGCCUUUUUUAAUCUACAGAGAUUCUAGAUCAGUUGGCUAUAUCAACUGCAAAACAUUGUCAGCUCACGUAAUUGUCGAUUAACUUCAUUACUCAAGAUGUGGUAACUAGUAUAGUCUGUUUUAAUAUAUUGACAAUGAAAAGAAGCUAAAUCUUUUGACAUUCGUAUUUGACAGAACUAGAUUAGUAAGAGAAGUUUGCAACAUAUUACUAGAUUAAUUCUGA
Molecule: messenger RNA, 1164 nt
Organism: Stylonychia lemnae
Lineage: Eukaryota; Ciliophora; Spirotrichea; Sporadotrichida; Oxytrichidae
Source: the annotation of a GenBank genome assembly